This is a messenger RNA of Drosophila busckii, 1208 nucleotides long. RefSeq names its product sesquipedalian-1 (gene IPIP). NCBI's taxonomy places the organism in Eukaryota, Metazoa, Arthropoda, Insecta, Diptera, Drosophilidae. The record is from RefSeq and is a predicted model, not a curated record. The transcript has 4 exons. Gene Ontology annotation, cellular component: trans-Golgi network; recycling endosome; early endosome. Bases 177 to 1112 code for a protein of 311 amino acids. Gene Ontology annotation, biological process: endosome organization; retrograde transport, endosome to Golgi; receptor recycling.
CUUAUUAAAUUUCGGUGUGGUAGCAUUGUUUGAUGUCAUAUGUUUACUAAGCGUUUGUAAAUAUGUACGUGUAUUUGUAUUUGCUUUUAUGCAGGUGACCAAAAUAUAACAAACAAAGCAAAUUACUAAUGUUUUUGCAAAUCCUGUGGCGUUCUUAACAAAUAAAGUUUGUCACUAUGAAAAUUAAUGAAAAGAACUUGUGCGUGUUUGCAAGAACGCCGCCAUUUGACAUGGAAGGUUUUCUCAACAAGCGUGGCGAGAUAAAUAAAGCAUUUCAACGUCGCUAUUUUGUACUAAAAGGCAACCUGCUGUUUUACUUUGAGUCGCGCCUGGACAAGGAACCACUGGGGCUAAUUAUAGUAGAGGGCUGCACCAUAGAGCUGUCGUCCCAUGAGCUGGAGUCAGAUAACUAUUGCUUUGAAAUUGCAUUUAAUGGCAAUCGUACGUAUGUGCUAGGUGCGGACUCACAAGACAUCAUGGAAGCAUGGAUGAAGGCAUUAACCUGUGCUGGUUAUGAUUACAAGCGUAUAAUAGUGGCAGAGCUGCAACGGCAGCUCCAAGAGAUCGAAGACUCCAGAAACAAAGUGCCUGACACGACGAUAGAGUCGGAUGCACUGGGCAAACCUAAGCCGCCACCUCGACGGCAGAAUCCUUUUAACCGCCCAGCACCAGCGCCACCACUGCCACACGACAAUGGACUUCGCGGCGGCGUAGUUAUGUCGCCCAUGCCGUUCAUACCUGGCUACUUUGGCUCUAGUAAGCAGCAGCAAGAGCAUCAGCAACUUAUGGAUAAUAAAAAUGCCAAUUGUAGUGACAAUCCACAAAGAACGCCAAAGGGGACGCGUCGACAAGCGCCAGGAGUAGUUGCAGCAGCAGCAUCAGGAGCAGCACCCCACAGCGUUUUCUACAAAGAUCAGCCCGUAGCACCAGCCAGAUCCGCAGCAUUGCAAACCAUCAGCAACAACAAUGUGGGGGAUCGUGCCGAGCAACAACGUCGAUGUGCCCAAGCCAUAGAGGAUUUUAAGCGAGAUCAUGAGCGUUAUCGUGAACAUGUUAUGCCCGAUAUUAUUGCAUAUCGUCAACGGCACAAGCAGCCGCUUAUACAGUUCUAGCGAGCGCUGUUAAAAUUAAACUUUUCGUAUUAUACAAUGAAAAUUACAUUUAAAUUAUCUAUAUUUAUGUUCAACUUAUUCUGUGUUUUAAAUAUA